Molecule: messenger RNA, 494 nt
Organism: Eruca vesicaria subsp. sativa (arugula)
Lineage: Eukaryota; Viridiplantae; Streptophyta; Magnoliopsida; Brassicales; Brassicaceae
Source: the annotation of a GenBank genome assembly
AUGUCGACGGUCGGUGAACUCGCUUGCAGCUACGCUGUUAUGAUCCUUGAGGACGAGGGCAUUGCCAUCACUGCUGAGAAGAUUAACACUUUGGUCAAAGCCGCUGGUGUCGAGAUUGAGUCAUACUGGGCAAUGUUAUUCGCCAAGAUGGCUGACAAGCGUAACGUCACAGACCUCAUCAUGAAUGUUGGUGCUGGUGGCGGUGGAGGUGGUGCACCUGUUGCUGCUGCCGCACCCGCUGCUGGUGGAGGUGCCGCAGCUGCUGCACCUGCUAAGGAAGAGAAGAAGGAUGAGCCAGCAGAAGAGAGCGAUGGUGAUCUUGGAUUCGGCUUGUUCGAUUAGUUUGUCUCCUUUGUUUUACGCUUUACUAUGUGUUGUUCUACUGGUUUAGUUAAUUUGAGAUUUUCAGUUUUGGCAUUUUCAGACAUUACUUUUACAGUUUGGUCCACUUUUAUUAUAUGUUCUCGACUUUGGCUUUGAAACCUUCUCUUUCG